CUUGGAGUUCUUUGCACAGAUAGACAGUGAACAGCCCAAAAUGCGCAUCCUCCUCCUGCUCCUGCUCCUCCUCCACCUCCACCGCCACCCCUUCCUCUCCCUCUCCGCCGCCGUCCCCGAGUACCGCGCCCUCCUCUCCCUCAGGUCCGCCAUCACCGGCGACCCCGCCUCCUCCUCCCUCGCCUCCUGGAACGCCUCCACCAGCCACUGCACGUGGCCGGGCGUCGCCUGCGACCCCCGCCGCCGCGUCGUCGCCCUCGACAUCUCCGGCCUCAACCUCUCCGGCACCCUCUCCGGCGACGUCGCCCACCUCCGCCUCCUCUCCAACCUGUCCGUCGCCGCCAACCAGCUCUCCGGCCCCGUCCCCUCGGAGCUCUCCGCCCUCUCCGGCCUCCGCCUCCUCAACCUCUCCAACAAUGUCUUCAACGGCACGUUCCCCAGGGAGCUCUCCGCUCUCAAGCGGCUCCAGGUCCUGGACCUCUACAACAACAACAUGACCGGCGAGCUGCCCCUCACCGUCGUCGACUUGCCCAGCCUCCGCCACCUCCACCUCGGCGGCAACUUCUUCACCGGCAAAAUCCCGCCGGAGUACGGCCGCUGGGAGUCCCUGGAGUACCUGGCCGUCUCCGGCAACGAGCUCGAGGGCGCCGUGCCGCCGGAGAUCGGGAACCUGACCAGCCUCCGGGAGCUCUACAUCGGGUACUACAACAGCUACGACGGCGGCCUGCCUCCGGAGAUCGGGAACUUGACGGAGCUGGUCCGGCUCGACUCCGCCAGCUGCGGGCUCUCCGGCGAAAUCCCGCCGGAGAUCGGCAGGUUGCAGAAGCUCGACACUCUGUUCCUCCAGGUGAACUCGCUCUCUGGGUCUCUGACCCCGGAGGUCGGCCAGCUGAAGAGCUUGAAGUCCAUGGACUUGUCGAACAACAUGCUGUCCGGCGAAAUCCCCGCCUCCUUCGCCGAGCUCAAGAACCUGACCCUCCUGAACCUGUUCCGGAACAAGCUCCACGGCUCUAUACCCGACUUCGUCGGCGAAUUGCCGCAGCUGCAGGUGCUGCAGCUGUGGGAGAACAACUUCACCGGAAGCAUCCCGGAGAAGCUCGGAGGGAACGGGAAUUUCCAGCUUCUUGAUCUCUCCUCCAACAAACUGACCGGCACUCUACCUCCUGAUAUGUGCAAGGGCAAUAAGCUCCACACAUUGAUCACGCUCGGAAAUUUCUUGUUCGGCCCGAUCCCGGAAUCGCUCGGCGAGUGCCAGUCUCUGAGCAGGAUCCGAAUGGGCGAGAAUUUCCUCAACGGGUCGAUCCCAAAGGGGCUCUUCGGGCUCCCCGUGCUCUCUCAGGUCGAAUUGCAGGACAAUCUUCUCGAGGGCGAGUUCCCUGUGACCGAUGGCUCUGUUGCUGCGAAACUUGGUCAGGUUAGUCUCUCCAAUAACCAGUUAUCUGGGUCUCUCCCGCCGAGCAUUGGCAACUUCUCUGGAGUCCAGAAGCUCCUCUUGGACGGCAACAAGUUCUCGGGCCCGAUCCCGGCCGAGAUCGGGCGGUUGCAGCAGCUCUCCAAGAUGGACUUCAGCCACAAUAAGUUCUCGGGCCCAGUCACCCCGGAGAUCAGCCGGUGCAAGCUCUUGACUUUCGUCGAUCUCAGCCGGAACGACCUCUCGGGCGAGAUUCCGAACGAGAUCACCGGAAUGAGGAUACUGAACUACUUGAACCUGUCGAGGAAUCAUCUCGUUGGCAAUAUCCCUACCUCAAUAUCCACAAUGCAGAGCUUGACAUCCGUCGAUUUUUCAUAUAACAAUCUCUCUGGUCUGGUUCCGGGCACCGGCCAGUUCAGCUAUUUCAAUUACACAUCGUUUUUGGGCAAUCCUGAUCUGUGUGGUCCUUACUUGGGUCCCUGCAAGGACGGGGUAGGGAAUGGGACUCAUCCAGCGCACGCCAAGGGUCCGCUCUCUGCCUCCCUGAAGCUACUGCUUGUGAUUGGGUUGCUCGUCUGCUCGAUCGUGUUCGCGAUCGCCGCGAUCAUCAAAGCCCGGUCGCUGAAGAAGGCGGGCGAGUCCCGAGCGUGGAAACUGACUGCUUUCCAGCGCCUGGACUUCACCUGUGAUGACAUCCUGGAUUGCCUGAAGGAGGACAACAUCAUCGGGAAGGGCGGGGCCGGCAUCGUGUACAAAGGGGCGAUGCCCAACGGCGACCAGGUCGCCGUGAAGAGACUCCCCGCCAUGAGUCGGGGGUCAUCCCACGACCACGGGUUCAACGCAGAGAUCCAGACCCUCGGGCGGAUCCGGCACCGCCACAUCGUGAGGCUGCUCGGCUUCUGCUCGAACCACGAGACGAAUCUGCUGGUCUACGAGUACAUGCCCAACGGGAGCCUCGGCGAGGUCCUGCACGGCAAGAAAGGCGGGCACUUGCACUGGGAGACGCGGUACAAGAUCGCCGUGGAGUCGGCCAAGGGGCUGUGCUAUCUCCACCACGAUUGCUCGCCGCUGAUCGUCCACCGGGACGUGAAGUCGAAUAACAUCCUCCUCGACCUGAAUAACGAAGCUCACGUCGCCGAUUUCGGGCUCGCGAAGUUCCUACAGGACUCGGGUACAUCGGAGUGCAUGUCGGCUAUUGCCGGGUCAUAUGGGUACAUAGCACCAGAAUAUGCGUACACUCUAAAGGUGGACGAGAAGAGCGACGUCUACAGUUUCGGGGUGGUUCUAUUAGAGCUAGUUAGCGGGAGGAGGCCGGUUGGAGAAUUUGGGGACGGAGUGGACAUAGUCCAGUGGGUGCGAAAGAUGACGAACUCGAACAAGGAGGAGGUCCAGAAGAUCCUCGAUCUGAGGCUCCCGUCCGUUCCGCUCCACGAGGCCAUGCACGUGUUCUACGUCGCGAUGCUGUGCGUCGAGGAACAGGCGGUGGAGCGCCCCACGAUGCGAGAGGUCGUCCAGAUCCUGACGGAGCGCCCGAGGCCGCCGGGCUCGGCCAAGGGAGAUGCGGUAGUGCCGCAGUCUUUGCCACCACAAGGCUCAGCACUCGAGUCUUCGGUGACGAAAGACGGGAAGGAGCAACAACAACCGGUGCCGCAAUCGCCCCCGGUGGAUCUUCUUAGCAUUUGAUCUGUUUUGCUGGGAGUGUUCUUUCUUUUACCUCUCUAGGUUUUCAAUGAGUUGGGUUAGCAUUUUCUUUCAUAAAUUUGUCUUAUUUUUUCUGAAUUUUUUUUCCUUUUUUGGGUGGUUGGGGGGGUGUUCUAACUUUAAGGAGUUCAAAUGUUUGAAGUUCUUUCUUUUUUUUCUCUCUUUUGUACAGCAGGAUUGAUAAAUUUUCUUUUCUUGAUUUUAUAAAUUAUGGUGCCUUGUCUUCAUCAAUCCUCUGUGUCCUGUUUCAUGGCACAGUUUGUGAGUGCCGCCUCCUCUGCAGCAGAAACUGAGUUUUACAGAGGUGAACAACAAGGGUGAGUGAUGGAGGAGCAGAGUCAGUACAGUAAGUUUUAAAUUGGUGUUAGAUGGCUCUUGAAAGGGACAUCAAUGGGUGAGUGCUGAUCUACAUACACAUUUUGUUUAUUGGGAGUGAGGCACUUUUAGGUUUUAAGUUUUAACAACCAUGACUUUCCCAGUUUCUAUUUUUCAGGGCUUUAUACCAAGACUUUUAGGUUGUUUGGGGAUGCCAUUGGCUGGUUUCCAAGUUUAUUCUAACUUGGUCUAUUUUAUAUUUUGUCUUUUUGGUAAAA
Syzygium oleosum is the source of this 3705-nucleotide messenger RNA. Its product is annotated as leucine-rich repeat receptor-like serine/threonine-protein kinase BAM1. The record is from RefSeq and is a predicted model, not a curated record. The transcript has 2 exons. Gene Ontology annotation, biological process: protein phosphorylation. Gene Ontology annotation, molecular function: protein kinase activity; receptor serine/threonine kinase binding; ATP binding. NCBI's taxonomy places the organism in Eukaryota, Viridiplantae, Streptophyta, Magnoliopsida, Myrtales, Myrtaceae. The coding region runs from base 41 to 3094 and encodes 1017 amino acids.